Molecule: messenger RNA, 1143 nt
Organism: Amyelois transitella
Lineage: Eukaryota; Metazoa; Arthropoda; Insecta; Lepidoptera; Pyralidae
Gene: CPR125
Exons: 4
Coding region: 1-1143 (380 amino acids)
Cellular component (GO): extracellular matrix
Source: RefSeq, a predicted model, not a curated record
AUGGUGAAUGCCUACAAUAUUUUGGUGCUCUUGGCAAAUCUGGUGGUGUUGAAUUGUCAAGAACAAAAUGUCCUAGAGCAACAUACAACGCACGAUACUGAUUCAGUAAAUCCAAGCUAUUCAUUCAGCUAUGGAGUAUCUGACUCCCGUACUGGAGAUAUCAAAACAGUAUGGGAAGCUAAAGAUGGUGACACUGUUAAAGGUCACUACAGCGUUUUAGAACCUGAUGGUUCUAUGAGGACAGUAGAAUAUUCAGCAGGCCCCAACACAGGAUUCCAAGCGAAGGUCAAUAACGAUGGUGUACAGCCCCAACCUGAUGUCCCAAUCUUUGAAAGUAAGGCCAUGAGGGAUUAUGAGCAAGUUUUUGAUUUUUCUGAAGUUCCUGAUGAAGAAGAGCGCUACGUCAAAGUAAAUAAGAAAAGAGGUAACGUUCUCGAUGGUCGGAUAAGAGACUAUGUAAAAAGAAAACGACCACAAUAUCCCAUCGAUCUUGAACCCAGCGAAUACACCCAUAGCUAUUCAAUAAAACAUCCAUAUCGGGAUACAGACGGUGCAGAAAGCGAAUCUCAUAUGAGCAUGGAUCCAAGUUGUAAAACAAAAAAGAAAAACGAAAAUCCUAUGUACACAAGUAUCACAGAUUUAGAUUUAAAGAAAUAUCCGAGUUUUGCAUCGAAUUCGUUUAAGGAAGAUUUUGAAAAAUAUGAAUCUCAGCCAUCAUAUGACUUCGAUAAAUUAAUAAGUAGUCAAAAGUAUGGCAAAGGUAAAUUUGAAGAUUUUGGUAUCAAAGAAUCAAAAUACACAAUGCCAUCUAUCCCAGAUUUGCCAUCGUUUGACAAAUACUAUCCAGAAGAUCUUCCUUCUCGCCCAAAAAAGAAGUAUAAGCCGCAUAAGAAACCUGAAAUUCUUAGCGAUGAUCUAGACGAUUAUAUCUUAGUUCCUAAAAAGAAAUAUAAAAAUCCGCUGAGGGUUCCAGACUUGGAUGAUUACCAUAGUAAUGACGAUGAUUACGAACGACCGCAUUUUGAUGACGACGAUAGAUAUCACUCUAUCCGAGGUUCUGGCUCGGCUCCAAAGGAAAUCAUUAGGAAAGUUGUAAAGAAAAAGAAGCCAGUUAUAAACCUAUUAGAUAUGUUUGAUAUUUAG